CGUGUCUCGUUUGCUGAACAUCCUCACGGGCCCCUCGUGCACUAGCACGCUCAAGAGUCGUGGUUUCCGCUUCUUCCGUGUACUUGUCGGGCAGGCGGGGAUCUCUUCGCAGGACUCGAGGCGAACAAGCAGGACUGUUCGGUGCUGCAGAGCCAGUGGACGCGACGCGCUACUUUCCCGUUAGGAGACAGGCUGGUGUUGAGGAAUGGAAGCUGAUCAGAAUCAGGAAGUGCCAGCAGCUGAGACCCAAGCGGCAGAGAUGGAGUCACCUGCUCACGAACAGCCUGCGUGUGAUGAGGUGGCAGAACCAGCCUCCCAGCCAGAGUUCGAGACGAAGGAGCCAGCAACAAAAGCCCCCGAGCCCGAGGCCAUGAAGGAAGCGCCGGGUGCGGAGCUGACUCAAGUGGAAGUGUCCUCCGAGACGCCUGCCAAGAAGCUGGAAGCAGGUGUAGCGGACGGAGCCCAGGAGGAGCCUUCUGGGAAAACACCUGAGGGUGAAGUAGAGCCUGAGAAGCAAUUGGAAGGUACAGACAAGCCAGAGCAAAAGGUUGAGGCCACUGCUGACAGUGCAGCAACACCUACAGAAGCUGCAAAAGAGGCAGAGCCAGCAGCAAAAGCCCUGGAGGCGGAGCUAGAAAAGCCAUCUGAGGCUGAGGAGGUUAAAGCAGAGAUCCCCAAAGAGGCGGCGCUGCAACCCAAAGAGGCGGAGCUGCCGCUGUUCUUCGGCUGGUUCCUGCUUUCUGAGGUUGAGGAGAAGAUAAAAUGCUCUACCAUGGAGUUCCUUAAGACUCUGGACACUAUGGAGGCCUUCAAGAAACACCUCAGUGAAUUUACUGGGGAAGCUGAGAAAGAGGUGGAUCUGGAGCAGUACUUUCAAACCAAAACGCCACUCCACUGCACCUCAAAGUUCUGUGACUACGGAAAAGCAGAGGGAUCAAAGGAGUACGCGGAGCAGCAGGUGGUUAAAGAUGCGUGCGAUGGUGCGUCAGAGCUGGCUGUCGUCGGCCUCAUGGUCACACCUCGCACGUUUGGUGCGCGCGUGUUACUAACCCCUGAGCAGCUCCAGCUGUGGCCCCCAGGUGUGGACAAAGAGGGGGUCCCUGCCUCUGCCCUUCCCAGCAUCGAGGCUCUCCCAACGGGCAGCCGAGCCCAUGUGACCCUGGGCUGCGCUGCGGGAGUGGAAGCUGUCCAGACCGGCCUGGACCUGCUGGAGGUGCUGGCUCUGAAGCAGGCUGAGCACCAGCCCGCCGCCGAGGCCGAGCUGGACGCAGGCACGCUUUCAUACCUGGGUGAAGGCCGCUGGUACCUGGAGCUGCAGGAGGCCAUCGUGUGUGAUGCCACCUUCUCCAGCUUCUCUGAGGACGAGCGCCCCACUGGACCUGCCAAGAAAGAGAGCGGAGAGAAGAAGAAGAAGCCAAAGUGCUCCAUUCUGUGAGGGGGGGCAGAGAUUUCUGUAGGGUUAUGCCACGUGUGUGUGUGUGUGUGUGUGUCCGUGCGUGCGUGCGCGCUCCAGCUUUAGUGUAUGUGUAGGAUUAGGUGUGGGCAAACUGGUACCACAGGCUCUGCCUGAGGUGGCAAGCUACCUGUUAGCCUCUCUUUAGCAGGGGUUAGGUUUUGGGGGUUUAGGCUAACCCUUCCAGCCCCUCUCUUUAGCAUGUGUUGGGGUUAGGGGUUAGGAUAUGGCCCCUCUCUUUAGCAGGUGCCUUUCACUAGGAUUAGGGUUUACCCGAACACUCUGACUAGGGGCUGGGGUUUACCCGAGCUCUUUCACUAGGUGCCACGAGUGCUAAGGAUUUCCACUCUGCCUUAAGGUCACAUCACCCCCCUGUAGGUCAUGGGUUACUCUGCUAGCUCACUCACUCUUGACCACUGCACUCUCUGUCUACAUGCGCUCACUCAGUUUUUCCAGUACUCAGUGUGGUGUCGGAUUGCUUCUUUGAAUGUUUUACUGUGUAUGAACAGGUACAACGUUUUCUUGUCACCACUUUAUUGCGUUUUUGAGCUGACUGGAGAGGGUGCCGUUAGAUUGUAGAACCAGGCAGUAUUGGUGCAAACUGGCAUGAAUACAUAUUCUUCCGGUUCAGUUCAAAAACUGAGCCUAGCAUUGCUCGUGUUGUGUGCGUGCUUGCAUGUGCACACAUUUGGAGUGUGCAGGUUUCUCCUCUCUUUGCAGUAGAAAAGUGACAUUUGUGAUUAACUUCAGCAAGACCAUGUGGUUCAGUGGCUUAUAAUUGUGGCUUUUCUUGUAACUUCAUUGUGAAGUUCAUAGUUUCAUUGUGAAGCUUUUUCAACACUUUUGCAUUAAAACAUUGUUCUCUUCUGUAUAUCAAGCAUAUCUGUUUUGAAUGAAACUGUGAAAUGUCUUUCCUAAAUCUCCUGUGGUGUCUUUCACCCAGGGGACACUCAAUGUUGUCCAACUGGCGCUAAGCCUCUUACCCUUCAGUCUGCACCACCUGACCUGGCCCUGUUGUACUGUCUCCAGCGCUGAGUUGUGCUUUCAGAUUUCUCUCUUGACAGAAUCUACACUCUACUGUGGACACUUUCAGCUUUCCUCUACAGUGUGGUGCUAGGAGGCAGAACCCUUGUUUCUGUAGAGUUGGGGUCAACCCAACCCUUCUGUAGGCCUCUGAGGUUCUGGAUUUUUGCACUUUGUUUUUUGUUUUUUUGUACACCUAAUAAUAAAUUUGCUUGGCUCUGAA
Messenger RNA from Electrophorus electricus (electric eel), 2699 nucleotides. RefSeq names its product 2'',3''-cyclic nucleotide 3'' phosphodiesterase (gene cnp). NCBI's taxonomy places the organism in Eukaryota, Metazoa, Chordata, Actinopteri, Gymnotiformes, Gymnotidae. Gene Ontology annotation, cellular component: cytoplasm; membrane. Gene Ontology annotation, molecular function: 2',3'-cyclic-nucleotide 3'-phosphodiesterase activity. Gene Ontology annotation, biological process: cyclic nucleotide catabolic process. The record is from RefSeq and is a predicted model, not a curated record.